This is a messenger RNA of Marasmius oreades (fairy-ring Marasmius), 1387 nucleotides long. RefSeq lists its product as uncharacterized. NCBI's taxonomy places the organism in Eukaryota, Fungi, Basidiomycota, Agaricomycetes, Agaricales, Marasmiaceae. The transcript is spliced from 8 exons. The record is from RefSeq and is a predicted model, not a curated record. Bases 139 to 1281 code for a protein of 380 amino acids. Gene Ontology annotation, molecular function: glutathione transferase activity. Gene Ontology annotation, cellular component: cytoplasm.
CGUCCGAGUCCAGCGCUGCUCACGUACACUCCAGCUCCAUUCUUGUUCUCGUAUGUUAUCGAUGGCGGCCGAAGAUGAAAAAUACAGAAACCCGGGGUAUGCAAGGCCAGAAAAGAAGCCUUGAAGUGACUAGUCGCCAUGUCCGUACGACUCGUGACGUGCUGGCUCAAAAACUCUACUCUGACAUUGAUGCAAUCCCGGAUUGCAGGCGCAAGACUACACGCUACUUAUACGCACCUCAACUCCCCUCCUCUCUUCACCUCUUCUUCCCCCCGUUCGUCAAAAACAUCGACUCCUUCAAAUCCUAUAACAACCUCAAUGGCGUCCAGAGACACGUCUAACCAAACCGCAGUUACCACCGCUGCACUCACUAACCCUGACGGGACCCUGAAACGUCCGCCUUCAGCCUUCCGGAACACUAUCGAGAAGGGCGGAACCCAUGAGCCAGAAAAAGGCCGCUAUCAUCUCUACGUCUCUUACGCUUGUCCUUGGGCGACGAGAGCUCUGAUUACCAGGAGACUCAAGGGACUAGAAGACAUCAUAGGCGUCACCGUUGUCUCUCCUCGAAUGGACAGCGAUGGAUGGCCAUUUGGCUCGACAGAUCCUUUCCCUGGCGCAGAACCUGACCCGUUCCAUGAUUCUAAACACGUCCGGGAUCUCUACCUACGAUCCAACCCCGAAUACAGUUCAAGGUUCACAGUUCCGGUAUUGUGGGACAAAAAAACCGAGAAAGUCGUCAAUAAUGAGUCUGCGGAUAUCGUUCGAAUUUUGAACACGGCUUUCAAUGAUCACAUCUCACCCGAAAAGGCCAAAAUCGAUAUUUAUCCCGAACACUUGCGAGCAGAGAUUGACGCCCUCCAUGAAUGGAUCUAUCCUAACAUCAACAAUGGUGUAUAUCGCGCUGGAAUGGCAGGAAACCAACAAGCCUACGAGGCCGCCGUCAAGGAUGUGUUCAGUGCCCUGGAUAAAUUAGAGAAGACCUUGGAAGGGAAGGACUACAUCGUUGGUAAUCAGCUGACUGAGGUUGACAUUCGCACUUGGGUCACCGCUGUCCGCUUCGACGUUGUUUAUCACGGCCACUUCAAGUGUAAUAUUCGUAACAUCAGACAUGGAUACCCAGCUAUCAAUGCUUGGAUGAAGAAGUUGUACUGGACAAAUCCUGCAUUUAAGGAGUCAACUGAUUUUGACCACAUCAAGACCCAUUAUUACUACUCCCAUCCUCAUAUCAACCCGACCCGAAUUGUUCCUAGUGGCCCUCAUCCCCAUAUCCAAACUUUGUGAAGUUGAAAUCGUUUUUGAUGGCUUGAUGUCCUUAUGUUACAUAGAGCAAUGAGAGAUACAGUAAUAGGGCUUUCAAUUCUAAAUUUCGGCUGUUGUCAAAACCGUC